CAGUGGGAGGUGAGUGAACAGCGUGCGGUGGCAGUGAUGUCAACAACGUCGAGAACACAAUAAACCAUGAUCACCACUGAGGCUGCCAGAGAGUUCCAGGCCAAAGAGCGCAAAUACAAAGAGCAGCUGAAGAGAUGUUUAUCAUCUGCUUUGUCUGCAGACCUGAACAGGUUGCUGCAGGAGGAGCUGGAAGCGGAUGUUUCUCUGUAUGCUGGCUCAGGCUCACUCCGAGCUCACAGAGCCAUACUGUUAGCUCGAGCUCCUCAUUUCCUACAGGGACAGAUGCACAAAGAUCCAGCCAUCAUUCACCUGCCUGGCUAUGAGCUAUCCAUGCUGAAAGAUUUUCUCAGGCGAGUGUACACAGCAGAGGACAGCAUGCGCUCGCCUCUAAUAACUCCAGACGAGGAGGGCUUCAUGCCAGACGGAAGUCUGUGCUAUCCCGACCCCGCGGAUCUUCAUUGUUCCACAGACUCAGAUGCUGAUGUUCCUGAGCCGGCCUCUGGCCUCGGAGCUGACUUGCUGGAUCUGUACCAGAGGAGAGAGCAGUGUGAUAUCACCAUCCAAGUAGCAGAUCAGGUUUUCUCCUGCCACAGGGCAGUGCUGUGUGCACGGUCUCAGUACUUCCGAGCCAUGCUGAGCGGGAGCUGGAUGGAGAGCUCCAGACAGUGCAUCACCCUGCAAGGCUUAGGGCCCGAUGAGAUGGAGAUUUUGCUCCAGUACAUGUAUGGUGCCAUUGUGGAUCUGCCGUCUGGAGCCAGUGCCAGUCAGGUGGUGCUGGCAGCAGACAUGUUGGGUUUGGAGGGGCUGAAAGAUGUAGUGGAGAUGGUUCUGAUCCGGGACUACUGCCGCUUCUUUCCUAAGCCGAUUGACGGAGUUCAGAGAACAGUUCUUGAGUGCCUGUCCCUCACACACGCCUUAGGCCUUCAAAGUCUCCACCUGCUGUGUAAGAGUUGGGUUGCUGAACAUUUUGUGAAGACCUGGUGUGAGAGGAAUUUUUCCCUCUUGUCCCCCGAGCUCCAAAAAGUCUGUCUAUCUGCUGUAGCUGAAACCAUGACUGUGCAGAAUGCAGUUACCAUGCUUGGUGGCACUGAGCAGUUGAUUGGCAGUCUACCAGAAGUCAAGUGGGCUCAACAGGUGAGGACUCUCGCAACAGAGUUACAGGAGGAGAGCCUGCGAGUCAUUGUCCAGCACCUUCCCACCGUCACAAGAACUCAGGCCUUCCAGGACCUCCGCAGGAGGGAAGAGUUCACCCGAGACCCCGCGUUGCUGAAGAAGCUGUGUUCAGCCAUCAGGGAAGGUGUGACUGUGGAUAACUGCUGUGAACUUUUCACUGCUGUCAACUGUCUGUGUGGAGAUGACAUGGAGGAGGACUCUCUCCUCAAGCAGAGAGAGCAAAAACUAGAGGAGUCGCUAAGGCAAGAGAUUUGCACGCUCCGAGGUCGCCUCUGGACCUUCCUGCUUCAGACCUUUUACGCAGUCCGCCACACGCAGGGAUGGGAGGCUCUGUCGUCCAAACACAGAGAAAGGAUACUAGCAGAGGCUAUUGAUAAGGGGGACAAUAGAAGACUUGGGAAAAAGCCAGUACUCUCUAGCUCACAGCAAAGGGCUGUAAAAUGUUCUUCACCUGCACCUGAGAGUCCUCCUCUGCAAAGGACCCAAAGAGUGUCUGCAUAUAAAACAUCUGCCUCCCGUGGUGCUACAUCAACCAUGAAGUCUGAUGGACUGGGGACAGCUAACAAACCAGGCGAUGGGCUCACACCCAAGGCAAAGAAUGUAAAGAAGCCAGCAGACCGGAGUGUAGCAGCAAAAGGGAAGACGGCAUCAGCUGGUACACCGAUUGUCAAUGGCACAGGAAGUGCAGGGGCCAAGCGUGAUGUAGCCGCUGCCAAUGGCCCCAGAAGCUCUCACGGGGCUAAGGAGCAGGACAAGAAGCCAAAUCCCGGUGCAAGGCCUAAAACCUCUCCCCCGAGCUGCACGUCUACAAGCCAAACGGCUGCAGUGAAGUCUCAGAGGAGCUCAGCAGGAAAGGCUGACGGCACUGCUGGCACCACCCAAGCUCAGCCCCUCGCUUCGUCCACAUCAGGCAGCACCUCGCCAGAGAACAGUGCCAGUAGCCCUCGCAACGACACCCAAUCUGCUCCAGGUGCAAAGCCCAAACACCAGGCCAGGGCAGUGAACAAAUCCCCUCUGGCAAAACCUCCUCAGAAAUUGGACACAACAAAGACCAACAGUCCAACUAAUAAGGCAAGUUCGAGAGAAAGUGGCAAAGUCAAGACUGGUGCAGCAGAGAAAGCGUCUACUGCAGCAGCAAAACCAGACAACAAGGGAAGAGGCACACCAGACCAUCAUGUCUCUAAGUAUGCAUCCUCCACUAAGAAGCCUGCCUCUCCCAGGAAAGAAGACAGUAAGGAUGGGUCCAAAUCCUCAACUGCACACAAAGCGGCCUGUGAAACUCCGAAAAAGAAGAUCUCAAAACCAGUUUCAGAUACUAGAGCCGCGGCUAAAUCCAUUGCCAAACCAUCGAAAGCCUGUCCGACCCCGUCCAGACAAUCUUCGGUUGUCGCUGCCAAGACUGGACCGAAGCCAAAAAGUGUUACAGAAUUGUCUGCAGAGAAAUCUUCACCAAAGUCUGGAGGAUCAUCCAAAACCUCAGCUGUUGCUGCCAGCAAGAAAUCAGGACCUAAAGGAAAAGAUGCAGCGAAUUGUAAACAUUCAGACUGUAAAGCUGAGCUUGGUCCAAUUGAUAAAGAUGCUGUAGAGCUAGCGCCGGCAGCUCACAGUUUGGAGUCAACAAGCCAGGGUGGAGAGGACUUACUCAACCUUCAGCUUGACUCAAACCCCACACGGAGUCUUCAGAAGACUGAAAUACAGGAAUCAGAAAACACCAACAGAGGAGGAGAUGUGGCGAGUGUUACACCAGCAGCAAACUCCCCCCAUGUUAAAUUUGCUAUUACAGAUGCGUGCAAACAGACUGAAGGAAGUAAAGCGAAACAGUCCCCAAGCAGCGUCAUCCCAGCCCACAUCAGCGGAGGGCAAGUUCGUGAGGUAAGCUCCCCAAAUUCCCAGAGAGACACUGAUGUCCCCGUAGACACCCCCUGCAGCGUGGGAAGCACUCACACCCCCUUGGAGGACUCAUGGAGCAGCAUCCACCCUCAGGUCAGCCCAGGGUCUGAGACAUGCAGCACACACACCACUUCCUCUGAUGACAUCAAGCCCCGUUCAGAGGACUACGACGCAGGAGGCUCGCAAGACGAUGACUGCUCCAACGACCGAGGGGUGUCCAAGUGUGGCACCAUGCGCUGUCAUGACUUCUUGGGUCGCAGUAGUAGUGACACGAGUACUCCAGAGGAGUUAAAGAUGUGUGAAGGCGGGGCGGGGUUGAGAGUGGAGGUGCGGGUACGUGGGAGAGAGGCGGAGACUACCAGCGAGGAGGAGGGAGUGAGACAACGCCCUCGCUCCUGGUUGCACAGAGACGAGGUUCACGUAGAGGAGGAGCACUCAGAGGUCGAGAACACUGUGACUGUAAAAACUGUCCCCGACCACCAGCUCUUCUCUUCUGAGGAGGAGGAGGAGGAGGAAGAGGAAGAUGAGACAGAAGAUGAGAGGUCAGAGGUUGAGGUGAUUCCAGGUCCGGCUCCUCUGCCAACUGAGCCUUCGCCACAUUUUCAGGGGAUCGUCAACCUGGCUUUCGAUGAUGAUGGUGCGGACCAAGAGAAGGACCAGCCUGAUUACCAGUCCACUUCCAACUUCCGUCGGUCAGUGUUACUCUCUGUUGAUGAGUGCGAGGAAUUGGGCUCAGAAGAGGGCGGCGUCCAGACGCCACCUCAACAGCCCGACGAUGCUGUGACUCCCUGUGAUGUUUUUGAGUCUGACUCCACAGCGCCUCAGUCCAAUUGUGCCCCUCCCAGUGACCAACAUAACCACCUGCCGUGCCAUCUUGAAAAUGCGGAAUUGAAGGACAAGAACCUCGAAGGAGAGUCAGCUGUGUUCCUUACAGAGAUUCAGGAGCCUGUGCAGGAGGAGAGUAAUCACAUCCAGGUGGAUGAAGUGACGUCCAGCGGCCCGACCGUGGACACCGACACUAGAGACCUCCCUCCCCAGGAGCGCCCUUGCCACCUGGAUCUGCGGCACACUGAACAAUACAACGGAGGGCCGUGCAAAAAUCAUACCAAUCCCUCAGAAAGCAGGAAAGCAGAUUUACACCUAGACUUAAAUGACCCUCAGCUGAUAGGGGACUCUCCUGUCAAUGCUGCACAAUCUUCACCAGGUAAUGUAUGACCUAUGGAUCUUUACUAGACCCCCCCAAAUCCAAACCCAUCAGAAGGUUUAGUUUAUCCCUGCAAGAUUCAUUCUCCUCUGCUCCGAUUCCUAGACCUUCCCCACACCCAACACACACCAUCCCUCCUUCAAAAGGAUAUUAUUGACCAUACUAGUUUAGAAACUAGUUCAAGUUCAAAUGAAAUCAGUGGGCAUCAUAUUUUCACAGCUAUAAGCGUGCUCUCAUCUCAACCCAUGGAUUGUGUAGCUGUUGCUAAUUUGAACUUGUAACAUCAGUAUCCUUUUAAAGACGGAAAUUGACCUCCUCAAAACAUUUAACUUAAAGUGAACAUUUGAAACAACUGCACUACCUUUAGUCGGAGGCUUUCAGGCCUAGGUAAUUCAGUUUAUAUUUACAAAAAGGGGAAAGCAGUGUACAUUUCACUAAGUCUGAUGAUAGAGUUGUAUUUGUCUAAAAUAAUCUGCCUUGUGACAAGGCAUGUGACAUAGUUACACCAAUGCACUUUCAUGUACAAAAGAAAUAAGAGUUUUUGAUUAUUUUUGUCAUUUGUUUUAUGCAGUGGAACAGUUGGGCCUUUGUAAGCCACAGAGAAUUUGACAUAGUUGAAGGAUCUAUAUAUAACAUUAUACAGUCUACAUAUUAUUGAAUUGUUCAUGUAAUCCCAUUACAAUAACAUGAUCUUUUUGCAAGCCACUGAAUGUAGUAUUGAUUUUGACUGAAGCUUGUGUUUAUCAAAAUGCAGAAAACCUUUCCCAGAAAUCCCAGCGCUUCCUAUCUGAGGGGAUUCUGUUACAGCAUGUCUCUUCUUUUUUUUGCCCCAUAAGCUUUAUCUUUUUCUUUUGCUUUAUUUUAAAGAAUACAUUUGCUUGAGUUUGAUUUUUAUUCACUGCGUUUUGAGAAACACAAACUUCUUUUGUGCCAUAAAGUACAAAAAUAUCUUGACUUUGUGGUUCACAGUGUUAAAUGCAGCGUAGCAUCACUGGAUGCCGCUUGGCUUGCAAGUCAUGGUGUCUUUGUUUACAGGAUUUACCAUCUCAAAGUUAAAACCUUUAAAGAUAUUCUUUAUGUCAAAAUGCUAUAUGUAGCACCUUUAAAAUCGUGGUACGGUAAAUUGCAACCAGGUAACGAUUUAAUCAAAUUUCUGGAACGUGAUACAAAGGCUGAACACAAAAUCUUCAUAUGAGAUACACAACAGUAAACUGCCCCUCCUUCUCAGAAGUGUGUUAUACUAAGGAACUUUUCCCUUGCAUCUCCUUGCUGUUUUUCUUUUUCUAUUGGAGAAUGUACCUCUUCCUGGGUUCCUGGUUAUUUUAAUUUUUGCACUAUACACAUGCAUGUACUAUUAAAAUUAUUUUGCCAUCCUAA
Molecule: messenger RNA, 5644 nt
Organism: Pleuronectes platessa (European plaice)
Lineage: Eukaryota; Metazoa; Chordata; Actinopteri; Pleuronectiformes; Pleuronectidae
Gene: btbd8
Product: BTB domain containing 8
Exons: 18
Coding region: 67-4278 (1403 amino acids)
Molecular function (GO): protein binding
Source: RefSeq, a predicted model, not a curated record